Molecule: messenger RNA, 2714 nt
Organism: Hippocampus zosterae (dwarf seahorse)
Lineage: Eukaryota; Metazoa; Chordata; Actinopteri; Syngnathiformes; Syngnathidae
Gene: she
Product: Src homology 2 domain containing E
Exons: 6
Coding region: 492-1964 (490 amino acids)
Molecular function (GO): phosphotyrosine residue binding
Source: RefSeq, a predicted model, not a curated record
UUAAAAAAAAGUAGGUGGUGGGGUGUGGGUUAACUUCUCAAAAAGUCAGCGCGCAACUUUAGUCGUUAUCUUUUACUCAUUUUCUGUGCGUCAGAGAAGCUAGACGUAGCGUAUCACUUACCGGUAAUGGGCUCUUCACUUGGCUCCAGGAAAAUCUUCCAGUUUUUUCGAGUGUUCGCUUUGGAAAGGCUUCUUUUCAAGCUGAGGGGAUAGUUGUUAACGUGGGCAGGCGAGGGCCCAAAUAACCGGUUGAUGGCAGCCAAGACGCGAAUGGACGAGCACAUAUUUGGCGGACAGGAGCUUUAAGCGAUUACAGGUCAAUAUUCUUAAAAAUAACAUAAUUUUCAAUAGGAAAAUAUAAACAUUUUGGUUUAAACACGUCGCAGCUGUUGCUGAGCCGUGCGCAAAAUGCGUGCGUAAAGUCGGUGGCACUUCAAAUAAGUCAAGUUCUUCAGCUGCCGUUUGGCAUUAGUUUGUUUUUUUUGGCAAUCAUGGCAAAAUGGUUUCGAGAGUUUCCCAUCAACCUGAAGAACGGCAGCGAACGAGGUCGUUCGGCCUCCGAAUCAGGCCCACAAGCACGACACAAACCUUCGUUCUCCCGCGACAGCCUGAAGGGAACCCCGCGUAAAGAUAACGGAGUGGCUGCUUUACUAGCAGGGAGAAAUCGGAAGAAUUCGGCCACGGAUUUGGGUCGUAGCCAAAACACCGGCUCUGCGGGUGGAACGGUGUGGGAAACCCUAACGCCCGGAAAAAAUCGCAAGACCUCCUCCAAGGUGGAGGCGCCCGAGGAGAAGGCUCAGGCGAGGACCACCAGCUUGGCCCAGGCUUACAUUAGCAGGAUGAUCAAAGUGGACAAGCAGGACAAGACCCCCAAACCGAACGGGAAAAGUGAGCCGACUAAAACCGACCCGGACAAUGGACGCUCUGCCAUUAAUACAACGCUGAUUAUCCUCGAGGACUAUGCAGAUCCUUUCGACGCGGAGAAAACCAAAGAACAGAGGGAGGCGGAGCGAGCUGGAGUGAAUGACGGUUACAUGGAGCCUUAUGACGCCCAGGUGAUCAUCACAGAGGUUCGCCGGCGGGGCUCCAAGGACCUCCUCAAAGUAUGCGUGCUGCUCGACCCAGGCCAGGCGGCUGGGAAGGUAGAGGAGGGCAGACCACCGCCGCCUAAUAUCUACGAUACGCCGUACGAAGGCAGACUGGAGGGCGACAGCGAGGGCGUGUGGAUCCCCGUCACGCGACCAGAGUCUGACAUCCGUCCGGCCGCCGAGUACGAGCUGCCCUGGGAGUGGAGGAAGGAGGACAUUGUUCGAGCCCUGUCAGCCCAGUUUGAGGCAGUGGAUUGUUCUCCCACUAAAGAGAUCGGUCGUCAGCAGCAGCAGCAGCAGCAGCAAACUCUGAGACAGAAGAACUGGACGCACAAAACACUGGUGUCCACCUCUUCAUCUUCCUCCUCCUCCUCACCCUCCUUUCCCUCGUCACCCAUUCUCAAGCUUUCCCCGAUAACAACCUCGUCCCCGUCAUUCCCCACCCUGAGACUCUCGCCCUCUUCCAACCCCAACAAACCUCCCUCUCCUACCUCGCCGAACGCCCCACUGGAUGGGGAGUCGGUCAAAGUGGACCCCAGCCUGUCACUGGACAAGCAGAGCUGGUACCAUGGCGGCGUGAGUCGGCAGCAGGCUGAGGCUCAGCUGCAGCGCUGCAGGGAAGCCAGCUUUCUGGUGAGAGACAGCGAAUCAGGAACCAGCAAGUACUCCAUCGCUCUGAAGACCAGUCAGAGUUGCGUGCACAUCAUCGUGGCCCAAACGAAGAGCAGCAAAGGCCUGGGCUACACUUUGGAUCAGAGUAGCUGCGUCUUCACCAGCAUCCCUGAGCUGGUGCACCACUACUGCACGCACAGACUUCCCUUCACCGGGGCUGAGCACAUGACCCUGCAGCACGCCGUGCAAAGGUCGUAUUUGUAACGGGCGUGAUACGUGUACUUAAAGAUGUGCUGCUGAGGGAUGUCCUGUUUACCGUUUUAUUUGAGGGGGCGAGAUGAUAGAAAUUGUUUUGGAAAAAGGGCAGGCCGAUCAGAUGAGCAAGUAGAAGAGUAAAUUACGCCGACACCUUAGUCAGGAGGAUCUCGGCUUUAUAGAAAUUAAAAACCUUGUGUGGUCUUCAUUUUAAAAACUUUGGACAGGCUUAUUGUUUUAGUGCACCGCCAUUACUUCAAAGGACUCAUUUUGGUCUACUCAACGUAUUACAUGAGACCAGUGUUUCAGAAAUUUUGAGCCAAGGAAAAUAUGUUAUAUUCAAAAAAAUCUCAUGGCAUGCCAGCAAACAAAAAAGUAAAAUUAAAUUAAAAAGUGAUGACACAUUUCAAUUAUGUACCUUCUACCAUUUAAUGGAAGAGGAUCUAAAUGUGCUGCCUGUCUCUAUAAAAUUCCGGCAUUGAUAGAUGAAAAUAAUACAUCAUUUGUUAGUAAAAAAAACAAAAGAAAAUUUAAUACAAUUGGAUCUGUGAUUGGGAAUUACAGCAUUACACUUUUUAUGGUGAAAACAAAAACUCCGCGUGGAAUUACAGCAUAACCUCUAAAGUCAAAAGGCCCUUUAAAAGUAAAAACCCUGCCGAUUCCAGCCACCAAUAAAGACAAAAAAAAAGGCAGACGUCUUCCUCUGCAGUAGUUGGCGCUACACGCGGCAGUUUGACCAAUCGGUGAAACAUCAACUGU